This is a messenger RNA of Pyricularia oryzae 70-15, 1620 nucleotides long. RefSeq names its product 3-hydroxyisobutyrate dehydrogenase. Gene Ontology annotation, biological process: L-valine catabolic process. The coding region runs from base 196 to 1218 and encodes 340 amino acids. The record is from RefSeq and is a predicted model, not a curated record. Gene Ontology annotation, molecular function: NAD binding; NADP binding; 3-hydroxyisobutyrate dehydrogenase activity. The transcript has 3 exons. NCBI's taxonomy places the organism in Eukaryota, Fungi, Ascomycota, Sordariomycetes, Magnaporthales, Pyriculariaceae. Gene Ontology annotation, cellular component: mitochondrion.
GAAGACCUCGGUGUGGUUUGUUCAAAUAGCAGGCCAUCGCCAUCGACAAAGGGUAAAAGAAAAGGAGAACAAAUAAUUGUGUGCUUGCCAAUUGUAUUAUAAUACUCCCUCUCUUUUUCAUCUGCCUCCAGACUAACAGAGUCUUGGUUUCUUGGAUUUAAAUCAGAUUUACAAUAACCCAUUCACGGCACCAACAUGAAAGUCUCGCCACAGUCUCUCCGCCAUCUCAGGGCGUCGAGAAGGGCUUUCUCGUCGACAGCGCGGAGGUUAGACACUUAUGGCUUUAUCGGACUAGGACAGAUGGGUUACCAAAUGGCCAAGAAUCUGCAGUCAAAGCUUUCUACGUCAGACACCGUUCGUCUGUACGACAUCAACCGUGACGUAAUGCAAAGGCUGGCAGGGGAGAUGAAGACGUCUUCAAAAGCAGACACGACAGGCGGGGCGGCGGUUGAGCUGGCCGAGUCUGGCGAGGCUGCCUCGGCCGGAGCGGACACUGUCAUAACCGUGCUACCCGAGCCGAUCCACGUAAAGACAGUCUACAAAGCCAUCAUCGCCUCCCAGUCCCAAGACGGCAACCAAAAGCCAUGCCUCUUCAUCGACUGCUCGACCAUCGACCCCUCCUCCUCCAGGGAGGUGGCCAACGCAGUAGCGGCGGCCGGGUCGACCUUUGCCGACGCGCCCAUGUCGGGAGGCGUGGUCGGGGCCACGGCGGGGACGUUGACCUUUAUGCUGGGCUGCGAGAAGCCGGAGCUGGUCGGGCGCAUCGAGCCGGUGCUGCUCAAGAUGGGCAGGCGGGUGCUGAACUGCGGCGCGCAGGGAACGGGGCUGUCGGCCAAGCUGGCCAACAACUACCUCCUGGCCAUCUCCAACGUGGCCACGGCCGAGGCCAUGAACCUGGGAAUCCGGUGGGGGCUGGACCCAAAGGUCCUGGCAGGCGUCAUCAACGCCUCGACGGGCAAGUGCUGGCCCAGCGAGACCAACAACCCCGUCCCCGGCGUGGUCGACGGCGCGCCGGCGGGUCGGGACUACGCUGGAGGGUUCGGCAUCGCGCUGAUGCGCAAAGACCUGGGGCUGGCCAUCACGGCGGCGCAGGAGGCGGGCGCGAAGCUCGAGCUGGCUGACAGGGCCAAGAAGGUUUACGACGCGGCGGACAAGGAGGAGAGGUGCAAAGGGAGGGACUUUAGUGUCGUUUAUCGCCAUAUAGGGGGCAAGGAAUGAGCUGGAGCCUUUGGCUGAGGUUGUAUCCCUUCAGACUCAUGUAACUGGAAAAGUCAACAAAACCUCUUUGUCCUAUCCUUAUCUGUGCAUGCUUUAUAGCAUGCUGAUUUGGACUAGGGUGUCAGUGAGCGCGUAAUUACAGCCAGGUAUGUGGUGUGUUUCGAGGUUAGUCCAGUCGAUCUACACCGGAUUGUUAAGAGUAGCGAGCCCGUAUGGAGGUAGGUCCAUACAGAAGACAAGAGAUGAGAUGGCUUUGUAAAAUCAAAAGAAAGAACAUUUGUGCCAGCUAUGCAACAAAUGCCACUGCUAAGUGCAAGCUUCAUUUCCCACAUCUCAAAUAACAAAGCAGAAACCAAAUGCAGAAGAAGAAAAACCAAGACAACUUUGUGCUUUCUUUCCGGG